CGCACCUCCGUGACUGCGGUAACGUUGUUGUGGAAUGACGUCACGGCGGUGAAAUGCAGGCGCAGCGGCGGCCAUGACUGCGGGCUCUGUGAUUAUUUAAUCCGGAUUAAAUACUGGCGGAAAACGUCCAUGGCAAGAGCCACGAGUCAGAUGUAUGAUGUCGUACCCCUCCACACCUCUGGUCUCUGCCCGUGUCCAUCCAUGGUAAGAGGUCAGCAGGAAGCACCCCAUCGCCACGGCAACAGCAUGGAGGGCCAGGCCCCGCCCCCUCAGCCGACCCAGCCACGCAAGAAGAGACCAGAGGAUUUCAAAUUCGGCAAAAUCCUGGGAGAGGGCUCCUUCUCUACGGUUGUCCUGGCGAAAGAACACUCGACGGGGAAGGAGUAUGCAAUUAAGAUCCUGGAGAAGCGCCACAUCAUGAAGGAGAACAAGGCGCAGUACGUGAAGAGAGAGAGGGACGUGAUGUCGAACCUGGAUCACCCGUUCUUUGUAAAAUUAUACUUUACUUUCCAGGAUGAGGAGAAGCUCUAUUUCGGUCUGAGUUACGCCAAGAACGGCGAGUUGUUAAAGUACAUCCGCAAAAUCGGUUCCUUCGACGAGACCUGCACGCGGUUCUACUCGGCCGAGAUCGUCUGUGCGCUCAAGUACCUGCACCAGAAGGGCAUCAUCCACAGAGAUCUGAAGCCAGAAAACAUUUUGCUCAGUGAAGACAUGCACAUUCAGAUCACAGACUUCGGCACAGCCAAACAGCUUUCCUCUGACAGUAGGCAGGCGCGGGCGAAUUCGUUUGUUGGUACGGCUCAGUACGUCUCCCCAGAGUUACUGACGGAGAAGUCUGCCUGUAAGAGUUCGGAUCUCUGGGCGUUAGGCUGCAUUAUAUACCAGCUGGUUGCCGGGUUACCGCCCUUCAGAGCAGGAAAUGAGUAUCUUAUAUUCCAGAAGAUUAUUAAAUUAGAGUACGAGUUUCCUGAGAAAUUCUUCCCCAAAGCCAAGAAUCUUGUGGAACAACUUCUGUUGUUGGAUCCUUGCAAGCGGAUUGGCUGUGAGGAAAUGGGCGGGUACGAGCCGCUGAAAUCCCACCCUUUCUUUGAGUCGAUCGGCUGGGACGACUUGCACCUGCAGACUCCGCCUAAGCUCACACCUUACCUGCCCGCCAUGUCUGAGGAUGAUGAGGACUGCUAUGGGAAUUAUGACGACCUCUUAAGCCAGUUUAGCAGCAUGCAGGUGGCGCAGCCCGGCCCCUCGCCCUCAUUGUCAGAACCGUCAGAAAGUCCGCUUCCUGUCUGUAACCCCGCCCCCAGCGUGGAUCAGUUCAUCCACGUCCAUGAGCUGGACAGCAAUAGCAUGGAGUUGGACUUGCAGUUCAGCGAGGAGGAGAAGCGUCUCCUGCUAGACAAGCAAAGCACCGCAAACCCAUGGCACCAGUUUGUGGAGAAUAACCUCAUCCUGAAGAUGGGCCCAGUCGACAAGCGCAAGGGUCUGUUUGCACGGCGCAGGCAGCUGCUCUUGACUGAAGGUCCUCACCUGUACUAUGUUGAUCCGGUAAAUAAGGUCCUAAAGGGGGAGAUCCCCUGGUCACCAGAGCUGCGGCCAGAAGCCAAGAACUUCAAAACCUUCUUCGUCCACACGCCGAACCGGACCUACUACCUGAUGGACCCGAGCGGCAACGCUGAUAAAUGGUGCAAGAAGAUCCAAGAAGUGUGGAGGAAGAUCUACCACAAACAUCAGAACCCUAGCGUAUAGGAGCUUUCCCCUACGGCCACGCCCCCCAGCACCCCUUCGACCAAUCACAGAACAGACACACCUCCGCCGCUCUCUCUUGCUGUCGCUCUCUCCAUCUGUCUCUUUCCUCCUUGGGUCUUAACGCAGGGGGUGUGUCCUGUCUGUCUGAUUGGUCUGCGUUUAGAGUUAAGGCGGGUCCUUUGCCCUGAUUGACCGCAGUAGCUGGUCUAGCUGAUCUGAUUGGAGGAUGUGGUGGUUUUGUGUGUUUUUUUUUUUUGUUUUUUUUUUUAGUUUUUUAGUUUUUUUUGUUUAGUUUCUUUUUCCCUCCCAAAAUCCCCCCCAAAAAACUGAUUUAAAAAAAAAAAAAAGACAGAAAACCAUUGCAAUCAUCUCCCCACUGCAGAACUAUGGGUAAUGUAGUUCUCCUGACCGUAAUCCAUCACCUCGCCCUCCCUUCCACCCAUAAGGCCCUGAGCCAAUAGCGUGACUGAUCUUCAGUUCUUAUUUUUGUUUCAUUCGUUUUUCUUUCAAAUCGUCUGCAAUGGGAUAUGGACUGUGUGUGUUCCUGAGUGAAGACAUGAGCAGGUGUGUGUGUGUGUGUGUGUGUGUGGAUACGAUUGGAUGAUUGAGAGUGUGUAUGUGAGCACAUUCUUUCUUUCACAUGGGUGUUUUUAACAGGUAGGAGAUGAGCGUGUGUGUGUAUGAGCGUGUGUGUAUGAGCGUGUGUGUGUGUGUGUCCUCCUCCUGGUUGGUAACUGAUGACUGUGAUGUAUAGUUGAUGUAAUAUUGAACUUGGAUGCGAGUGCAGCGAGGCGACUCUUGGAUCCGGGUUUUGUAUUUUUAUUCUUGUAUAAGGUUAUUUGGGCUCGUCUCCGUUCAGAGGCCCAGCAACUCUGUGUUAUUUAAAUUCUAAUAUAUGAGAAUCAUAUUUGGAUUGAAGUCACGUUCGAGGGCCUUGCUGUGUAUGUUUUUGAAAUGUAAAGCCUUUGAAUGUGAAGAAUUAUUGUAAACUAUGAUAUUUUACAGCUUGUUUUUUUUUUGUUUGUUUGUUUUUGUUUGUUUUCUUCUUACUAUAUCAUAAAACAUUUUCUAUUUGCUCAAUGAUCGACUCAUAUUCUGAUAAUUUAAAGCCUUUUCCAUUCACAGGCUCUGGCCCAUGCGUGAGUGAGUGAGUGAGAGUGUGUGUGUGUGUGUGUGUGCGUGCGUGUGGGCGGAGCCUGGUUUGCGUUUGGAUCUGUGUGUAUUUUUCCUCGUCCAGCUCUCGAGCUUGACGCCACCUAGAACUGAAAUAAAGCAUGUAGGGGUUUAGGCCAAUAGAAA
Messenger RNA from Tachysurus vachellii, 3042 nucleotides. It is a transcript of the gene pdpk1b, whose product is annotated as 3-phosphoinositide dependent protein kinase 1b. Lineage: Eukaryota; Metazoa; Chordata; Actinopteri; Siluriformes; Bagridae. Bases 130 to 1743 code for a protein of 537 amino acids. The record is from RefSeq and is a predicted model, not a curated record. Gene Ontology annotation, biological process: intracellular signal transduction; peptidyl-serine phosphorylation. Gene Ontology annotation, molecular function: ATP binding; protein serine/threonine kinase activity. The transcript has 14 exons.